Dovyalis caffra is the source of this 564-nucleotide messenger RNA. Lineage: Eukaryota; Viridiplantae; Streptophyta; Magnoliopsida; Malpighiales; Salicaceae. The record is from the annotation of a GenBank genome assembly.
AUGGUUGGAGCCCUAGCUCGAGCCUGUCUUGGUGUAGAACUCGAGCCACAAUUUGACGAGCCAUACCUAGCCAGCUCGUUGCAAGACUUCUGGGGUAAAAGAUGGAACCUAAUGGUCACUAGCAUCCUGCAUCCAACUGUGUACAAUCCAAUCCGCUCGGUUUCUAGACGAUGGAUCGCAAAAAAGUGGGCUUCAUUACCAGCAGUGAUCGGUACAUUUUUGGUCUCUGGCCUCAUGCACGAGCUGAUCUUUUAUGACAUUGGACGCCAAAAGCCGAAGUGGGAGGUCACAUGCUUCUUUCUCUUGCAUGGUUUUUGCUUGGCAAUUGAAAUUGGCAUCAAGAGAGAGAUAAAGUGUACAUGGAGAUUGCCUAAGGUGGUGACGGCACCGCUUGUGGUGGGGUCUGUGGUGGUAAGUGCCAUGUGGUUGUUCAUGCCAACCGUGGUACGUUGCAAGAUUGAUGUUGAGGCUAGGAAGGAAGUCUUUGCUUUCUUUAAUUUUAUGAAAGGUGCAUAUAUCUACUUGAGAGAUAUUUUUAUAGAUCAUAAUGAUCAUAAAUUUUAG